AAAGAAGAAGAAGAAAAAAACGAAAAGUAUAACAGGAAGAGAGAGAGAGAGAGAAAGAAAGAAGAUGAAGAUGAUAAGAGAAAGAUGAAAGUAAGAAGAUAGAGAGAGAGAGAGAGAGAGAAAUAGAAAGAAAGUGUUUGUAUCAUCAUCAUUCUCAUCAUCCUGAAAAUCGUUGAAAUGGUGAACAGUGUUUUAUGAUAACCAAUAUGAUAAAUUUUCACUUCUACAUCAGAUUCUGAUUGUGAAUCUCUAAAAUUGACACCAAUUCAUGUUUUAGUUUUAUUCUAUUCUAUUCUAUUUUUUUUUCUUCCUUUGUUUACCUGGAAGAGAAAAUUGUUUUUUCUCUUCCAUUGUAACUUCUUCUUCUUCUUACCCACCAUCACCACCACCACCACCAACUUCCUCCACCUCCUCCUAUUUUUUUCAUCCUCCAUCAUCUUCAUCGUCAGUAUCUCAGUUUCCAUUAUUAUUAUUAUUAUAUAUUCGUGUUCCUUUACAUGAUAACUGUAUGUGUAUAUAUUAAUUUUCAUUCAUCAUCAACCUAAUCAUCUUUAAUCACAUAAACAAGAGCAUUUACUGAUUGCUCUAUUGAUUAAUCAUGUUGAUUAACCAACUAAUUUCACCUUAUAAUUGUUAAUUGUGUCUCUGUGUGUAUCAUUAUUAUGAUGAUGAUUUAACUGCCAAUUUGUAAAUUGUUUCUAAUCAUCAAUCCAAUUUGCCUUCACCAUUAUACUUAAACAUUUUGACUUACCUGCUGCCUUGUUACAACAAUUAACAAAUUAAUACAUCAAACUUAAUCAAAUUAACUGUCAAUCAACAAUUAAAACCCAAAUGGAUAUAAAUUUAUCAUUGGAAAACCAAUUUUAUCAUCAACAGUGUUUAUUUAAUUGGCAAAUUAUGAUUAAGAUUUAAAUUAAUCUUGAUUAUGUUUCAAUUGAAAAGCUCAUUCUAAUUAUGGAUUAACAACAGAGAGUAAAUUAAAUUAAUUAACAAUCAACAUUUUCUUUGGGUUUUCUUAAUUUUCCAUUUUUCUUUUAUUAUUAUUAUCUUCAAUAUCUUUAAUCAACUUUAAUUUACUUCAGAAUUCACUCCCUGACAUUAGCUGAUAAUCUGGAUAUUUAUUAUUUGAAUAUCAAAUAGUAUUAGUUGAUUUAAUCCGAUUCAAUUGUUAGAUUAAUAAUCAGUUAAAUUGUUACAUAUAAUUAAGUGAAAUCGUUCAUCAUAAAUUCAAUUGAAAACUGUUAUUAAAACAAUAACAAGAUAAACUUCAUCUCAAGUUCAGUUGCGAUAAUCUGAUUUACCUGUGGAUUUACAAUACAAUUUGUUUCCAGUUAACUGUUAUCCCUUUUUUGUUGAUUAUUAUUUAAUCACCUGAAUUAAAUCGUGACCCGUUAUUAGGAUGAUCUCUCGACGAGGUUUCCUCCGACUUGAGGAUGAAAUUGGUGCUCGUGAUGCGAUUUACUUGGAACCUUUAACAGAGGAAAAUUUCAUCUCAAAUUUAUAUCAGAGAUUCAAAAGGGACCAAAUUUAUACUUAUAUUGGAACCAUGGUAAUCUCAAUAAAUCCUUACAAAAAUCUUGGUAUCUAUUCAAAAGAGGUGAUUGCUGCCUAUCAACAUCAUAAUAUGUUGGAAUUACCUUCUCACAUUUACGCUUUGACUGAGUUUGCGUUUCAAUCAAUGAAUGAACGUAAUCAGGAUCAAUGUAUCAUCUUUACCGGUGAAAGCGGAUCCGGUAAAACUGAGGCUGCAAAAGUUGCAUUACAAUAUCUGGUUAAGGGUGAAAGGUCAACAGGCUGUGAUUCAGAUUCACUUCGUGAUCAAGUCCUAGCAGUUUGUCCGAUUCUAGAAGCUUUUGGAAAUGCUAAAACCCUUCACAAUGACAAUUCAACCCGAUCGGGCAAAUUUUUAGAGCUCGAAUUUGACUUCACUGGUUACCUUGUGGGUGGAAGCAUAACUAAUUAUCUAUUGGAAAAGUCUCGUACUGUUAAACAAUCAAUUGGUGAACGUAAUUUUCAUAUCUUUUAUCAACUAAUCAAAGGAGCUGAUGUUAAUUUGCUCAAAACGUUAAAAUUACAGCGAAACAUUGAAAUGUAUGAGAUAAUCAAAACAUCUCAACCAGAAUUGAUGCAAUUUUUUGAUGAUAAGGAUCAAUUUUUUCAAACAAAGAGAUCUAUGGAGAUUAUUGGAUUUACACCAGAGGAGAUAUUAUGUAUUCUUUGUGUAGUUUCAUCGAUACUUAAAUUAGGUAAUUUACAAUUUCUACCUCGAUCUAAUAUGGAUGGAACUGAGGGUUGCUCAUUACUAAAUGAAUAUGAACUUUAUGAUAUUUGUGAAUUAUUGUUAUUGGAUGUUAAUCUCGUUGAGUCUGCCUUAACUCAGCAAACGAUUGAGACUCGACAUGAAGUAAUUGUUACUGAUCUUUCAGCCACUGAGGCUAGUAAUGCUCGAGAUGCCUUAUGCAAAGCCAUUUAUAACCGUCUUUUUACCUGGUUAGUUAAUCGGAUUAAUGAAGCUUUGAAAGCUAAAAGGAUUGGUAAACGAAGGUCAAUUGGGAUAUUAGAUAUUUAUGGAUUCGAAGUUUUCGAGACUAAUGGUUUUGAUCAAUUUCUCAUUAAUUAUUGUAAUGAAAAGUUACACCAAAUUUAUGUUGAUAUGAUUUUAAAAGAGGAACAAGAUGAAUAUAUCCGAGAGGCACUUCAAUGGAAAAAGAUUGAAUUUUUUAACAAUUCAAUUGUUUGUGAUCUGAUUGAAAAGAAUAAUCAGGGAAUUCUAUGGAUUUUGGAUGAAGAAUGUUCAAGAUCUAAUCCAAUAUCUGAUGAAACUUUUCUCCAUAGGAUAAGUAAUACUUUCCAAGAAAAUGCUUACUUUGAAUCUCAAGAAAGUCAUGGAUGUAAAAGUUUUUAUAUUCCUCAUCAUUGUUCAACUGAAUUACAUUCAACAUCAACUGGACACUCUAACCUCCUACUACUCAAUACACUUCCUUUUUCCUGUUUCCGAUUGAGACAUUUUGCUGGACCGGUAACUUAUUCUGUCUCUGGUUUUAUCGAGAAAAAUAAAGAUCAUCUCUCCAGAGAUUUGUCGUUGGCCAUGUUUUCCUCUGAUCUUCCCUUGAUGAAGACUCUUUUCCCUGAGGGUAACCCGAAACGAACCAAUUUAAAACGACCUACAUCGGUAACGGUUCAAUUUAAGAUCUCAAUGGAAGCUCUGAUGAAAAAUAUUAACUGUAAACAGCUCAAUUUUGUUAAAUGUCUGAAGCCCAAUGAUCUUUGUCAACCAGGAAUCUUUCAGGCCGAUCUUAUUUCCCACCAGGUCAGAUCAACUCUCCUUCUUGAAACAGCCAAACUACAACGAGCCGGAUAUUUUUACAAAAACGAUUACAUCUCAUUCCUUAAACGAUAUAAGAUGUUAUCUUCCGUUACAUGGCCCAUUUGGCCUGGACUAUCGGCCCUGGAAGGGGUCACUCUUUUGCUCAAAGAUUUACCUGUUUACAUGCCUCAAUAUGCUUUUGGUAGAACCAAAAUUUUCGUUAAACAUUAUCGAACUGUUAUUGAACUUGAAGAAUUACGAUCAGAAAAACUCGAUGAAUUAGUUACAAUGCUUCAGAAACUUUGGCGAUCAUGGAUUUGUAGGAAAAAGUUUACUUCUCUACGGCGAAGUCAAGUUAUAAUUGCUCAUAAUUAUCGCCUUUGGAAGAGACGAAGAUACUUAUUGUGGUUAUCGAGAAAUUUACCUUCGACAUCGCCAACUUGCCGUGAUUGGCCUCCGUGUCCAGAUUCACUUAGGGAAUCAAGUAGUUAUCUCCGGAAAUAUUAUCAUCGAUGGAGGUGUUUCAAGUAUCGACAAAAAUUUGACCAAACGGCUCGAAAUCGGAUGAGGGAAAAAGUGACCGCAAGUUUGAUUUUUAAGGCUAAAAAAUUGUCAUAUUUGAAGAGUGUUUCCCAUCCCUUUCGAGGGGAUUAUUUGAGACUUCGUCAGAACUUAAAAUGGAAACGAAUCGCCGGUGAAACUGGUGAUCAAUAUGUCGUCUUUGCCGAUAUCGUUAAUAAGAUAACUCGAAGUAGUGGAAAAUGUGUCCAAAAGUUACUUGUUCUAAGUACCUGUUCGAUGAUUGUUAUGGACCAACGAACGUUACAAAUUAAAUAUCGAAUUCCAAUCUCAGAUAUAUUUAGAGUCUCAUUAAGUCCAUAUUCAGAUGAUAUUGUUAUCAUUCAUGUUCGUUGUUCGGAAGCAACUAAACGUCGUGGAGCUUUUAUCCUCGAAUCUGGUCAUGUUAUCGAAAUAGUUACCAAGUUGUUUCUCGUAAUUCAAAAUGCUACAGCCAAACAACCAGAAGUUCAAAUAGCUAAAGAGUUCGAAGCAAAUUUUGGUAAGGAAAAUAUUCUGGUAUUAUUUAGGUGCUCAAGUCCCGAAGGUUCUGGCCCAGCCAAGAUUAUUCGUAAAACUGCCAAGAUGGAAGUGAUCCUUUGAUGAUGAUUCGCCUUAAAUUUUAGCAAUUAAGAUCAAUUAAUUAAUUGUUAAUAUAAAUUUCUAUUACUUAAUCAAUCAACACAAGACAAAGUUAACUUUUCAAAUGAAAAAGAUUAAAGAAAAACAAAAUGGAACAAAAUUUAAUUUAAUUGUUAUUCCAUUAAACAAUCUUAUUGCUCAUCUCGCUAACAAAAUAAAAGCCUAACUAAUUAACUAAUUAAUAAAUUGUAAAAUGCAUAUAAAAUAUUAAUACAACAUGAACAUUAAGACAAUUCAAUAAUUUCAAUCAAAGAUAAACUUAA
Messenger RNA from Panonychus citri (citrus red mite), 4770 nucleotides. RefSeq names its product unconventional myosin-Ia-like (gene Myo95E). Gene Ontology annotation, cellular component: myosin complex; vesicle; cytoplasm. Gene Ontology annotation, molecular function: ATP binding; microfilament motor activity; actin filament binding. The transcript is spliced from 24 exons. Lineage: Eukaryota; Metazoa; Arthropoda; Arachnida; Trombidiformes; Tetranychidae. Gene Ontology annotation, biological process: vesicle transport along actin filament; actin filament organization. Bases 1400 to 4468 code for a protein of 1022 amino acids. The record is from RefSeq and is a predicted model, not a curated record.